Messenger RNA from Mesorhabditis belari, 801 nucleotides. Lineage: Eukaryota; Metazoa; Nematoda; Chromadorea; Rhabditida; Rhabditidae. The record is from the annotation of a GenBank genome assembly.
AUGUCCAAAUUAUGGACAAGAAUAAAAGGUACAUUUUCUUCUGAAGAUCGAGUGGCACAUGAAAGAUUACGAGAGGAACGAGCCGAAUCAGCGUACGGGGCAGCAGCAUCUGAUUCGUCGAAUCGACUCUCGAAUGAUUACACUGAAUUGCGAUCUGGAAACGUGCUUUGUCCGAGUUGUAAAGGAACAGGAUGGAUACCGAGAGAACUUGAGGAGACUCUUGUCGCUUUAAUUCCUAUCAAUGAUGAUCGCUUGAAACCAAAACGAACCUUUUUAUGGGUGUGUCUAGGAGUUGGAGUCGUCUUAAUCAUUGCUUUCGUGCUGAUAUUCAUGUUAAUGCCGAGAGCUGUCAAUCUAUCACCAAAUCAUUCAGCUAUUGAUAUUAUUAAAGUUUAUAAUACAACCGAAUCUCCACCGAUGGUCUUUUUUGGAUUCAAAAACUUUGUCAACAUUUCAAAUCACAACUAUUACGCAGUGAGAGUUGUUAACACAACAUCAAAUGUAAUUAGUCGAUUUCAACCAUGGAGUAGUGAUCAAUUGGGAACAGGUCUCAAUCAUUCGUCGAUUUCAGUAGGACCAUUGAGUACAAUGGGUAAUCAACUCUUUUUCUGGAAUAAUGUCACUAUUACCGAUAUUGCAGCUGAGUAUUGUCGUGCGCCAUUCUCUCGUUUCACUUCCACUUAUGUAAACAUGCAAUUUGAUGUGGCUGUUGAUUUGGAAUAUUUUAAUCAUAAAGAACGAGUAACCCUGACAACAAUCCAACAAGUUUGUUGUGUUCCGAGUGGGAAUUGUACUUCUGGC